AUGGCUGGAGGUAGCACUCUACAUAUCGUCAGCUCUGCUGCUGCUAAGCACCAGCGGCCUGUAGUAGCCUGCGACCUUGAUGAGGUCCUUGGGCAGUACUUGGCCACUUACACUAAGUGGCACAAUAGGGUCUACGGCACACACUUGAGGGUCUCAGACUUCUUCACGUACCGCUUCUGGGAGGUUCAAGGAG
This is a messenger RNA of Perkinsus marinus ATCC 50983, 193 nucleotides long. RefSeq lists its product as hypothetical. Lineage: Eukaryota; Perkinsozoa; Perkinsida; Perkinsidae. The record is from RefSeq and is a predicted model, not a curated record. The annotation marks the transcript as partial. The transcript has a single exon.